AUCAUGUAUUUUCUCAGAGAGUGAGAAAGACUGAGAGAAGCGACCAUUGUCUCUCUUUGAGCAUCUCACUGCAUUUUCAUCGUUGUCUUCAUAACCUUGUGUUCGUCAAUGGGGAAGAAUGCUUUCUUGCAAUUGUGGUGGGGGAAGAAGAAGGAGCUCCACUUCGUCGUCGUUGCAGUUCUACUCCUCGUUCUUUGUCCAGUUUCUUCCUCUCUAAACGACGAAGGAAAUGCCUUGUUAUCGAUCAAAGUCUCAUUUAGCAACGUAGCGAAUGUGUUACUUGACUGGAACGAUGAAGGUGAUGACUUCUGUUCAUGGCGAGGAGUUAUCUGCGACAGUUAUGGUGAUGGCCUCUCUGUUAUUUCCCUGAAUUUAUCAAAUCUAAACCUGGGUGGGGAUAUUUCACCAGCCAUAGGAGAUUUGAGAAAUAUACAGUCGAUAGAUUUACAGGGUAACGGUUUGACGGGCCAAAUACCUGAUGAGAUUGGCAACAUUGCCUCUCUAGUGCAUCUGGACUUGUCUGAUAAUUUUCUGCAUGGAGAUAUUCCAUUUUCCAUAUCGAAGUUGAAGCAACUUGAGUUUUUUAAUCUGAAGAACAAUCAAUUGGUCGGUACGAUCCCAUCAACCCUCACACAGAUUCCAAAUCUUAAAACGCUUGAUCUUGCUCGGAACCAGCUUAGAGGUGAGAUACCAAGAAUACUAUAUUGGAAUGAAGUACUCCAGUACUUGGGAUUGCGAGACAACUCGCUGACUGGAACCCUGUCACCCGAUAUGUGUCAAUUAACUGGCUUGUGGUAUUUUGAUGUUAGGGGGAACAAUCUAACUGGUCCAAUUCCCGACAACAUUGGGAACUGUACAAGUUUUGAGAUUCUGUAUGUGUUCCAUGAAUUUUUAUCUAGAUUUGUAAUUUUCCUAAAAUGGUUUGGCUCUGAUUUUGUUCUUUGGUAUUGGUUUGAGGGUGUUAGGGAUAUUUCUUACAAUCAAAUUACUGGAGAAAUUCCAUAUAAUAUUGGUUUUUUACAAGUGGCUACACUGUCUCUUCAAGGCAAUAGAUUGACAGGGAAGAUACCUGAGGUUAUUGGUUUAAUGCAGGCCCUUGCUGUUCUGGAUUUGAGUGAAAACGAACUAGUUGGGCCAAUCCCUGCAAUACUUGGCAAUUUAUCUUACACUGGAAAACUGUAUCUGCAUGGAAACAAGCUGACUGGGCCGAUACCUCCUGAGCUGGGAAAUAUGUCUAAACUUAGCUACUUGCAGCUAAAUGACAAUCAACUGGUUGGCAAAAUUCCUCCUGAACUUGGAAAGCUGGAACAAUUGUUUGAGUUGAAUCUUGCGAAUAAUGAUCUCGAAGGACCAAUUCCUCAUAAUAUCAGUUCCUGCACGGCCUUGAAUCAAUUAAAUGUUCACGGUAAUCACUUGAGUGGAUCAAUUCCUUUGGGUUUCCGGAACUUGGAGAGUUUGACUUAUCUGAAUCUUUCAGCAAACAGUUUCAGAGGGAAGAUACCUAUGGAGUUGGGCCACAUUAUCAAUCUUGAUACAUUAGAUCUGUCCAGCAAUAGCUUCUCAGGGCCUGUUCCAGCACCUGUUGGUAAUUUAGAGCACCUUCUCACCCUAAAUUUGAGUAGGAAUAAUCUUGAUGAUCAAUUGCCAGCAGAAUUUGGGAACCUCAGAAGUAUAGUGACCAUUGAUAUGUCUUUUAACAACCUCUCCGGUGGCAUCCCUGUAGAAUUGGGACAGUUGCAGAACAUUGUGUCUUUGAUACUUAACAACAACAACAUACAAGGGGAGAUACCUGCUCAGCUUGCCAAUUGUCUAAGUCUUGCAUCCUUGAAUGUUUCUUACAACAAUCUGUCUGGAGUUGUACCUCCUACAGGGAACUUUUCUAAUUUGUCACCAGACAGCUUCAUUGGAAAUCCAUUGUUGUGUGGAAACUGGUUGGGGUCUAUCUGCAGACCUUAUGUGCCAAAAUCGAAAGGAGUAUUCUCUAGAGCUGCACUUGUAUGUAUGACGUUGGGCUUCAUAACACUGCUAUCUUUGGUAAUAGUUGCAAUUUACAAAUCUCACCAACCAAAUGAAUUAAUGACAGGAUCUGGAAAGAUUGGUCAAGGUUGUUCCAAAUUAGUUAUUCUUCACAUGGACAUGGCUAUUCACACAUUUGAUGAUAUAUUGAGGAUAACUGAGAAUUUGAGUGAUAAGUAUAUUAUUGGUUAUGGUGCUUCAAGUACAGUGUACAAGUGUGUUGUAAAGAAUUCCCGACCCAUUGCAAUUAAGCGACUCUACAAUCAUCAGCACAACUUGCUGGAGUUUGAGACUGAACUUGAAACCGUUGGUAGCAUCCGGCAUCGAAAUCUUGUCAGUCUACAUGGCUAUUGUGUAUCACAGUUCGGGAACCUACUAUUUUAUGACUACAUGGAGAAUGGAUCUCUUUGGGAUUUACUGCAUGGACCUUCGAAGAAAGUGAAACUUGACUGGGAAACUCGGUUAAGGAUAGCAAUUGGCGCCGCCCAGGGGCUAUCUUAUCUUCACCAUGAUUGUAACCCUCGAAUUAUUCACAGGGAUGUCAAGUCCUCAAAUAUCCUUCUGGAUGAAAACUUCGAGGCCCAUCUCUCUGAUUUUGGGAUUGCUAAAAGCAUUCCAACUGCUAAGACCCACGCUUCAACUUAUGUUCUUGGAACCAUUGGUUACAUCGACCCUGAAUAUGCACGCACAUCUCGGCUAAAUGAAAAGUCUGACAUAUAUAGCUUUGGGAUAGUGCUUCUGGAGUUACUGACAGGGAAGAAAGCUGUUGACAACGAAUCCAACUUGCAUCAACUGAUAUUGUCCAAGGCAGAUAAUAAUACGGUGAUGGAUGCAGUCGAUCCGGAGGUUUCUGUUACCUGCUUGGACUUGGGACAUGUUAGGAAAACCUUCCAACUAGCUCUUCUAUGUACAAAGCGUAAUCCAAGCGAAAGACCAACUAUGCACGAGGUUGCGAGAUUCUUGGUCUCUCUCCUUCCUGAGCCUGUCACUAAACCUUGUUCUAAUCUUCCCAAGACCAUAGACUAUGCCAAAUUUGUGAUUGACAAGGGACAGUUGCCAAAAGUGAAGCAGCAGGAGAAUAAUUCGUUUGAUGCUCAGUGGUUCGUUAGAUUUGGUGAAGUAAUAUCAAAGAACACCCUUUGAAUUUCUCUUCGUACUUCUACAUUUUAGGAUUAUUAGAAAGAACUGCAAGUUCUGAGAAGUUAUUUUUGUUUUAAUAGGAUUAGACUUCUCACCAUAUGACUACUUUUUUGGGGGGGAUAUAAUUCUAGAAUGGGAUUUAGGAGAUUCAGAAAAUUUAGAACCUCACCACGACUGUUGCUUACAAAUUAUAACUGAUACUAACCGCAAAAGUUAUGUACAAUGAAUGGGCUUUGUUUAUAAACGAACCAGAUCAAACUCAACCUUUCAUGUUA
Humulus lupulus (European hop) is the source of this 3431-nucleotide messenger RNA. Its product is annotated as LRR receptor-like serine/threonine-protein kinase ERL1. NCBI's taxonomy places the organism in Eukaryota, Viridiplantae, Streptophyta, Magnoliopsida, Rosales, Cannabaceae. The transcript has 26 exons. Gene Ontology annotation, biological process: protein phosphorylation. The record is from RefSeq and is a predicted model, not a curated record. Bases 109 to 3159 code for a protein of 1016 amino acids. Gene Ontology annotation, molecular function: ATP binding; protein kinase activity; receptor serine/threonine kinase binding.